Molecule: messenger RNA, 4161 nt
Organism: Peronospora farinosa
Lineage: Eukaryota; Oomycota; Peronosporomycetes; Peronosporales; Peronosporaceae
Source: the annotation of a GenBank genome assembly
AUGCUGAGUCCAUCAAAUUCCGUGAUUGUCGUCGAUGAUUCGAGCGACGAUGAACCCGUGCCUCUCAGUGGUAAACAAGUCGUCUCUUUGAUCGUGAGUUCAUCUGAUGAGUCGGACUCAGUUAGCCUCUGUCUGGUAAAGAAGCCGCGCGUGGCUUCACCCACGCUCUCUGCUACCCUUACCGACCUUACGAGCAUACAUUACGGCAGUGGGAGUGAAUUAAUAGAGGAAAAAAAAAGAGAGAGACCUUUACAAAAGAAGCAUGAGAGUGAUACUUGUGAGUACUCGGCACCUCGAGGUGAAACGUUGGCCCCGGUAAAUAAGGCGAGCUUAGCUGGCCAAUCUAGUGCUACCAUUGAAUCUGGCGAUGAUGAUACCAGUGAGGAAGCGGCUCAGCUGAGGCUUACGGACACUGACGGACGAAUGUACUCGGAUUUCAUUUCUUUCAGCGAAUUACAAGCGCAGCAGCGUGAGUUCGAAAGACUGCAGGCUCACGCACAUCGCACAAGCAAAUCAAUGCCUCACAAGAUUGCACGCCGAGCAACUGCGGGAUCAAAGCGUAAAGCAAGCGACACCGCUUCGGUGACGCACAGUAGAAACAAGUGCCCGUCAAUGAGGAAAAUGACGCCGCCCUCGCCGUUCGGCUUUGAUCAUUCCAAGUCAAGUGAUGUGUUUUCUUUUUCGUUGUCAUCCGACAUAGAAAACCACGCAAGCGCAUCGAGUGUCCGAGCUAAGUUGAUAUCCAUGAAGGAUGUAGCGACACGAGAGCGUGAGCUCGCGCGAAUGUGCAAUGACAACGCGAAAAAAAUAUGUCAAGCGGUGCCUUCGAAGAAGAGAAAAAUUACGGACUCACCAAAGCCAUCAGUACCAAAACCAUCGCUUUCUCCGCUCAAAGACCAGAAAAACCUCGUUGAUGAAACUCACUGGUUUGAUGAUAACUAUACCGAAGCGGAUAUACCCUUCCAACCCGAACCGUCCUUGGAAGAAUCGUUGUCAAAAUUGAACAAUGACAAAUUCAAUGACGAAGAGCACAUGUUCAGCAAGCCAACGAAAUCUAACUUACAAAUAUCCUUAGGCCGUACCACUGAACAGUCCCAAGAACGAGGCAAGACAGAAUUGUGUGUUGAGUGGAAAAAAUCUUCCAAGCUUAAGCGCAAGAAGGGAAAGAAUAAACCAAGGCCUUCAUCAGCAAAAGCAGGAGCGAUUAUUUCUACGAGUACGAAAGCUGGUCCUUCGUCAAAGAAGCUGGCGCAUCGCAGGAAUGCUCGCGAUACGGUUAUGCCUGGUACGGUGUGGCGAAAUGUUUGUUUUGAUAUAGGACCAAUGACUUUGCUACCGCUCGAUUCAAACGUCGCGCAUCCUUUUUACUCGGUAUUUGACUGCCCGCUGUUAAGCUAUGAUGUGGACGGUAGCCUGAGAAGAAGGUGCAAAAUCUUUCCUCAGCUUGGCUCAUCAACACAGUUUCCUUUAUCUACGCAAGAGUCUGCAAAGCUUGAGCAAAAUAUUACACAACAAGACAUGGACACCCUCGUUACUGAACUAAUCCAUCGCGAAUUGCCCAGGCUUCGAGCAUGCCGCCAGCGAAAAACGACGGCUAUUCUUAUUGAAGCGCGAGCGAAGAUUAAAACAUAUCUCGCUGCACACGAGGCUCUUAAGAAGCAGGGCGUGCACUACCAAACACAAGGCAAACGUCUGGGUGAUGUGGCUGUGUUGAGCAAGUCUCUACUUAACCAAAUGAAGCAAGAAAAAAUGACGCAAGCAUUGUCAUUGGGAUAUUACACUAUGUUGGGUGAAACGCUAAGUGUCGAAGAGAAAGUGUUUCCACAAGACGUUAAUCAGCUGCCUUACAGUCGACCACUAAGCAAAAGCACUGCUUACAUCGGCUUGAAAGCAAACAUUCGAGCGGAGGACGAUUUAAUUUUGCACUACAAGCCAUAUUUCGGAGAAGAUGAUGAUGGUGCAGAUAUCGAUGAAGCUUGGUACGAUGCAAUUGGACCCAAGAGUUCGAGUCUGUCACUUGGCCUGGAUGGCGAGGUGAACGAGUGUUUAUUGCGUCUUGUUGUAUGUGAAUGCGGAACUACCGACAAUGUGUUCAGUGCGCUGAAAAAUGUGCUCGGGUUUGCUCAAGCUUACUCGGAUUACAGCGAGAUGAAAAAGUUAGAUGAUUCGUUUAAUCUCGCAAAACGGCGCAUAAAGGAGGCAAAAGAGCUGAUCUCAAGGAAGCCAAAAGAGUUUCCGCUGGCGAAAUUGGUAUCCUUGGAACCAUCACUACAAGACAUUACGGAUUGUCAAAAGACCCUGGCGGAACGGUUAACUCCACCGCCAAAUUAUUUCGACUCAAAUCUGGCAAGGCAUCACUCAAACCGUAGCUAUGGUUUGGGGCUACGAUCAACCAAGAACUACGCGGAAUUGAUUGAAACGUAUCGUGACAUGUUCUGCCGUAUGUGUUACGAUUACCAUUGUCUCGAGCACGGCAUUGAGCAUCCGCUUCCGUCCCACCGGGUUGAUCCUGUUUACCCCCCGGUCCGCCUGUCACCUGUCGCAUUUGCUACCCUUGCGAAAUUGCAGUCCGGCCACGACCUAAGACCAACAGACCGUAGCUCCGGAAGUUGCGUAUCUACCGUAAGUCCCCGGACUAGCGCUGGCGCACCAAAUAGUAGUAAUUACACUGCUGUCGAUAGUUUCCAAAGCGAGGGAUUACACAGCGGGUAUGUGCGUACCGAUAAGGGCAUUGAUGGGGAACUCGGGCUUAGCGAAACGAACUACACGAUUGCUGCAGACGGAGAAGUGACAACUACCGAACAUUUACAAGAAACUCGUCGAUCUUCUCGCGCAUUGACAAGAAUUUGUACUUCAGCAAGCCAAAGCUUGAUUAUGCAAGGUGCUCGACCAUUUCAAAAGAAGCAAUAUGGGCCUUAUCGCGCCCAACUAUACCCGCAGGUGGCAGAUGAGUCUGAGUACCUUGAUGACUAUUACUGCGGCCAAGUGACUGCCAUUGUCCAUCAGUCACAGCAAGCUGACGAGAAGUGCUUAAACGAGUGCUGGAAAGCUGAAAUUUCCACUGCUUCUACAGACAUUGUGAAGUUAAUGAGCGACACCGAGCUGACCUUACUACGGAAGCUUCGGGACAUCAUUGGCGACAACCCGUGUCUCAUUUCUUCCACUAGUAAGUCAGCAACGUGCAAGGAAGUUAAGGCAUUGUUGGAAUAUGAUUGCAACAGCAAACGAACUCGCACGAGCGCGAUGGACAUCUUGCCGCUGUCACUUGAAGCCCGUUCCAAUCACAAUGGCCGAAAGCGUAGUAGAGCGCUAAAAUCGCGCAGCAGUAGCAAUCAAAGUCUGCUUAACAAGACUAGAAACAAUUGCUUGAAGGACAGGGGGGCAAACCAUGAAUAUGAGCCAUGUGAUCAUGAGGGUGCGUGCGAUUCGACGGGUUGCUCAUGCAUGACACGCGAUCAUACGUGUCACAAGGCGUGUUCAUGCUCACGCAGCUGCCCCAACCGAUUCCCAGGGUGCAAGUGCAGCCUUGGAAACUGCCGAACCAAGGCGUGCCCGUGUUUCAUCGCUGCGCGCGAGUGUAACCCCGAUUUGUGUGUGACUUGUGGUGCUAGCGAAGUCCCGGCAUUGAUUUUCGAUAAGGAGCGCAGAAACAUGUCUGCAUUGGACUUAGGUAUCUGUUGUAACGUAAAUAUCCUGCGAGGUCUGCACAAGAAAGUUGGUGUCGGAUACUCUACCACCCACGGAUGGGGGGCCUUUGCCUUAGAGCCGAUCAAGCGUGGCGAGUUCAUCUACGAGUACCACGGAGCGCUCCUUUCUCAGGACGAAGCAGAACGCCGUGGCAGUAUCUAUGACAAGAUGACUAUCAGCUUUUUGUUCGAUGUUGAUGAUGACUCUGUAGUUGACGCAAUUCGCAAGGGCAACAAAAGCAAAUUCGCAAACCACUCGACAACGAACAAAAAAUGCAAAAGCAAAGUUCUGACUGUUGGUGGCGAGCACCGAAUUUCUAUCUGGGCGCAGCAAGAUAUUGCGAAGGGUGAAGAGCUCUUUUUUGACUACGGCUACCAAGGGGAAACCGCACCGGAUUGGAGCCAACUUCGCAUCAAGGGGUCUGCGCGCCGAGGGUCCAAGAAAAAAGUGGAAGAGAAGAAGAAAGAGUAUUAA